CAUUUUUAAGGCAACUUUGAAUAAGUGCGAUGGCGACUCUGGUCAACGGGGCCCACAAGGAUCCAGACCUGUGGUCCUCACAUGAUAAGAUGCUGACACAGCCCCUCAAGGACAGUGACACUGAGGUUUACAACAUUAUUAAGAAGGAGAGUAACCGGCAGAGGAUCGGAUUGGAGCUGAUUGCCUCCGAGAAUUUCGCCAGCCGGGCAGUUUUGGAGGCCCUAGGCUCUUGCUUAAAUAACAAAUACUCUGAAGGGUACCCAGGCCAGAGAUAUUACGGCGGGACUGAGUUUAUCGAUGAGCUGGAGACCCUCUGUCAGAAGCGAGCACUGCAGGCGUACAGUCUUGACCCACAGUGCUGGGGAGUCAACGUACAACCCUACUCAGGUUCCCCUGCAAACUUUGCAGUGUACACAGCUCUGGUGGAACCCCAUGGACGCAUCAUGGGCCUGGACCUGCCUGAUGGGGGCCACCUGACCCACGGGUUCAUGACAGACAAGAGGAAAGUCUCCGCCACAUCCAUCUUCUUUGAAUCUAUGCCCUAUAAGGUGAACCCAGACACUGGCUACAUCAACUACGACCAGCUGGAGGAGAACGCCCACCUCUUCCACCCGAAGCUGAUCAUCGCAGGAACCAGCUGCUACUCGCGAAACCUGGACUACGCACGUUUGCGGAAGAUUGCAGAUGAGAACGGAGCAUAUCUCAUGGCGGACAUGGCGCACAUCAGCGGGCUGGUGGCGGCAGGCAUGGUGCCCUCCCCUUUUGAACACUGCCAUGUGGUGACCACCACAACCCACAAGACCCUCAGGGGCUGCCGAGCUGGCAUAAUCUUCUACAGGAAAGGAGUGCAAAGUGUGGAUCCCAAGACUGGCAAAGAAAUUCUCUACAACCUGGAGUCGCUCAUCAACUCUGCUGUGUUCCCCGGCCUGCAGGGAGGGCCCCACAACCACGCCAUUGCUGGGGUUGCUGUGGCCCUGAAGCAAGCCAUGACUCCAGAAUUUAAAGUGUAUCAGCAGCAGGUGGUGGCCAACUGCAGGGCUCUGUCCGAGGCCCUGACGGAGCUGGGCUACAAGAUAGUCACAGGUGGUUCUGACAACCAUUUGAUCCUUGUGGAUCUCCGUUCCAAAGGCACAGAUGGUGGAAGGGCUGAAAAGGUGCUAGAAGCCUGUUCUAUUGCCUGCAACAAGAAUACCUGCCCAGGUGACAGAAGCGCCCUGCGGCCCAGUGGACUGCGACUAGGGACCCCAGCACUGACGUCCCGAGGACUUUUGGAAAAAGACUUCCAAAAAGUAGCCCAUUUUAUUCACAGAGGGAUAGAGCUGACUCUGCAGAUCCAGAAUGACGUCGGUGUCAGGGCCACCCUGAAGGAAUUCAAGGAGAGACUGGGAGGGGAUAAGUACCAGCGGGCCAUACAGGUUCUCCGGGAGGAGGUCGAGAGCUUCGCUUCCCUCUUUCCUCUGCCUGGCCUACCUGAUGUGUAACGGGGGCUGGCUCCUGCCCUGCUCUGCAAGGACACUGCUGGAGGACCAGAGCCCUCUUGAGAUGCAAGAGCUGCCCCACAGGGUACCUGCUUAGCUUUUGUGCUUUUUGAGGGUUUCUGGUGGACUUUUUUUCAUGUUUUCUUCACAGAUCAAAAUCUAAGUCCCACUGUUAGUAAUUCUGAAGAUUAUUAAAGAAAUUAAAUUUGAACCUCACUUUCUCACAGCUAUAUAGAAUUAUUAUAAAAAAGCCAAAUACUGUGUAGCCAUUUAGCCUUAAUCAUUUAGGUGUAGGGCAAAACUAUUAGAAAGGCUUCAGUAUUUUGCUCCCUUCUCUUAGUUAUUGGGCCUUGCUGCAACAGAAAAGAAACGCCUGAGCCCACAGCUUGUAGGGGGUGCUCCUUCUACCUACUUACCCAGUGGGAUGCCACAGCAGAACUGAAUUAGGACCAUUACAACUGAAGAGGGAUCUUCUGAAGCUUCUGCUAUGUAUUAUGAAUCAGAAGUGCAAGUUAGACAUCUAUACAAGGUGCACCCAAUAUAGUGGGAAGGUUUUGCUGUCAGCAACUCAAAGCAUGUUGUAUCUUCCACCCUCCAUUCUGGGAAGUGCCCAGACCCUUCCUGGUGUGACAGUCAACCAGGGGCUGUCCUGAUCUGCCUGAGAGAGCCAACUCCCUGCUGUAAUUAAGGAAACCAAAGUGACCUUCCCAAAGAAACUUUAUUUUUCACAUAGCUGAAGUGCAAAAACAUAGGUGACCACUUUAAUUAAGCACAAUCAAUUUUUAACCACAGAAUGUCUACAAGAAUCAUAGCUUUAAAAAAUACAAUGAAUUUCUAUAUUUCAAAAAUAUCUGAACUCAAAUAAAUUAAUUUCUUAAAAAGUA
Molecule: messenger RNA, 2362 nt
Organism: Carlito syrichta (Philippine tarsier)
Lineage: Eukaryota; Metazoa; Chordata; Mammalia; Primates; Tarsiidae
Gene: SHMT1
Product: serine hydroxymethyltransferase 1
Exons: 11
Coding region: 30-1481 (483 amino acids)
Biological process (GO): folic acid metabolic process; cellular response to leukemia inhibitory factor; protein homotetramerization
Cellular component (GO): nucleus; cytosol; cytoplasm
Molecular function (GO): pyridoxal phosphate binding; mRNA regulatory element binding translation repressor activity; protein homodimerization activity
Source: RefSeq, a predicted model, not a curated record